Oreochromis aureus is the source of this 3470-nucleotide messenger RNA. RefSeq names its product ATP-sensitive inward rectifier potassium channel 10. NCBI's taxonomy places the organism in Eukaryota, Metazoa, Chordata, Actinopteri, Cichliformes, Cichlidae. The transcript is spliced from 8 exons. Gene Ontology annotation, cellular component: plasma membrane. The coding region runs from base 1141 to 2406 and encodes 421 amino acids. Gene Ontology annotation, biological process: regulation of monoatomic ion transmembrane transport; potassium ion import across plasma membrane. Gene Ontology annotation, molecular function: inward rectifier potassium channel activity. The record is from RefSeq and is a predicted model, not a curated record.
CAGGUCCCUAUGAUGUGGCUGUGUGAAGAAAUAAAGGUCAUCUGAAAAUGACGAGUUCACCAAGCAGAAGUAAGAACCGGAAGGAAGUGGGAAAAACAGCAAAACAGCAACUAAAUGUGCAGAGAGAAUCAGAUAAAAGGCUGCAGAGAGAAAAAGGAGGGUGAGAAAAACAGUUUCUAAAGAACGGAGGGGGAAUACAGAAAGGCUCCAGUGUUGCUUUAAAAUAGAACAUCUUGAUGGCAACAAUAACAACACAAAAAUAAAGUUCAGGACUGAUCCUGCACUUUGUUCAAAGUGGACUCUUCUGCACAUGUGACCAAUGGUCCUCAUUGACUAUCCCUCUUUCUAUUAAAUAAUGCUUUGUCACCCUCUCUUGAGCCAGACCAUGGGGUUGUAUUCACCUCACGGAUGCCCCUCUUUAUGUGGCGGAGCUUAACAGGAUGCUCCGUACAGACGCUCUUGGACACAGCAAACGCCGGGCACAGAAGAAAUGAAUAGGGUGCUCUGUGGUUUCCCUUAAAAGAGUGUUUGUGUGUGCACUUGUGUGUGUGGGUUUGCUGCAGGGGCUGGUCUGUUAGGGCCAUUUGUUGGCGCGUGCACAUGUGCUUGUGUGCAUUUGUGCAGAAUGUGCAUGCGAGGCCCUGAACAUGUGCGUUUAUUUCUCUCUGCAUGAAUCUGGUGUGCUGCCUGUAUGAUGUAUUCAUGGCCCUUUGUGUCAUUUUAAUAAAACAAAAAGGAAAAAGGGGAGACUGUGGGGAGUGGCGAUCAAUUAUUACACCAAUUACACAGACUUUCAGGACACAACAGGGAUUCAGGAAUGAGAGAGCUCAGAGGGAAAAGUGAGAGAGGGGCCUGUUAUAAAGCCAAGUCCUGUCACUUUGGGAAGAAUUUGUAGCCAGUGAGACCGGGCUUUGGGUCUGAAACAAGAGCCCGAUGAGCCAAUGACUGUCUCCAUAAUUCUCCUCAGCGGUGUAUCAGUGUCGUGGGACGCAGGGUGUUGAAGUUACUCCUGCAGAGUUACAGUCCCAAUCGUGUCCUGUGAGCAUGACAACAAAGCAGCCAUGUGGACGAAAGGCUGAGGCUCCAGGCUCCUAACUCCUCUCUGUACGGGUCAAUUAGAUUGCAGCCUGCGCUGAAAAGAUGACAUCUGCCACACCUCCUUCCUCUCGUAGCUCCUCUCCACAUAAAGUUUGCCACUCACAGACACAGACAGAUGUCUUAAAACCUUUACUUGGUGGUGGCAUAUCUAGUGGGGGAGGGUCUCUGAGGAAGAGGAGACGUGUCCUGUCCAAAGAUGGGCGAAGCAACGUGCGCAUCGAGCAUGUCAGCGGACGGAGUGCUCUGUACAUGCGUGACCUCUGGACAACAUUUCUGGACAUGCAGUGGCGCUACAAGUUCUUCCUGUUCACUGCCACUUUUGCAGGGACCUGGUUCGUGUUCGGGGUGCUGUGGUACCUGGUCGCACUGGUGCAUGGAGACCUUCUUGAGUUUGACCCUCCAUCAAACCACACGCCCUGUGUGAUGCAGAUGCAGACGCUUACAGGGGCUUUCCUCUUCUCCCUGGAGUCCCAAACAACCAUUGGAUACGGUUUUCGCUGCAUCACUGAGGAAUGUCCAGCUGCCAUAAUCCUUCUCAUAGUUCAACUGGUUAUCACCAUGCUCAUGGAAAUCUUCAUCACCGGUACCUUUCUGGCCAAGGUUGCCCGGCCAAAGAAGCGCGGUGAGACAGUGAAGUUUAGCCAACAUGCUGUGGUGUCCGCCCAUGAGGGCCGACCCUGCCUCAUGAUCCGGGUGGCCAACAUGCGCAAAAGUCUCCUGAUUGGGUGUCAGGUGACUGGAAAACUGCUCCAGACGUCUCUGACCAAGGAAGGGGAGACGGUUCGUCUGGAUCAGAGAAAUGUUCCCUUUCAAGUGGACACUUCCAGUGACAGCCCCUUCCUCAUCCUGCCCCUUACCUUCUACCAUGUCAUCGAUGACAACAGUCCCUUGAGAGCCUGGGCAGCCAAGGGUGGUGGCUGGACUGACCCAGAACUGGCUGACUUUGAGUUGCUGGUGAUCAUGAGCGCCACUGUGGAGCCAACCUCCGCCACCUGCCAGGUUCGCACCUCCUACCUGCCAGAUGAGAUCCUCUGGGGCUACGAGUUUCCCCCGGUAGUUUCCCUGUCUCCCUCAGGGAAAUAUGUAGCGGACUUUGCCUUCUUCGACAAAGUGGCCAAGACCAAGACCACCCCCAUUUUUAAGCCAUCCAGCCCCCAGCAGGGGUACCAGAGCAAUGGAGGGGGGACUGUACCUGAGGCGACUGAUCCAGAGAAGAUUCGUCUGGAGCAGAGCUACAGGGAACAACGAGGAGAGGACCGAGGUCGGGUCAGGGACGCUCCUCUGAGUGUUCGCAUCAGCAACGUGUGAAGAGUUUAAACAAGAAGGCUUAAAAAGCAACAGGAGACGUCGCCAAGUUCAGUGUAAAUAACAAAUCAGUGAAACAUCAUAUCAAUGAACAGAACAGAUUAAUGUUGACUACUGUAUGAACAUGUGGAGUAUGUUAUUGUCAUAUGCUUGCUGGGUAUGAUGUAUAUGGUUACACUCGACUGUAUUCAUAUGAAGGAAUAACGUCAUAACUGGCAUAACUACAGCUCUUUACAUCUGAUCACGGCACAAGUCCAUUCACUUCACAUACACUACAUACAGUUUUAACUCAAAAAACUACAAUACAAAUGAUACAAAAAUCAAGUAAAGAAGAUGGAAAUCUCAGUGGGCACUAACCAAGUUACAAAAAGGUGUGAGACAGUGGUGUUUAAUUUUCAUUUUUUUCAAAAGUAGAGCAGAAUAAAGAGCAGGUUUGGAGACGUUAUUAUGACGAAGUAAGAUGGAAACACCCGCCCACUUAAGUAGAAGCACUGAACCGUGUAUAAUACGCCUAAAAUGUAUGUAAAUGUGUGGUUAAUAUACAUACCACGUUACAUGUAAACAUUUAUGUACAAAGGUCAUAUGACUCUGAGUUUUUGCAGCAAAACACAUCAGCUGUAAAAACAGUUUUUCUGCCUCCUGCAACCCCUCCCCAACCCCCAAUUUCCUCUGAAUGAGUAACGUAUUUUUAUACUUCCUGGUAAAAACCCAAACAUGUACUGUAAUAGUUCAAUAAAAUGUAGCACUACAACUGAAAAGUAGAGAAAGCUGAUACGUUUUGUGUUCAGUGUGACCUGUAUGUUGGUAAUGGUGUUUGUAUUUCAUGAUUUCUGUCAUGCGUGAUUGCUGUUGCUGCUUCAGAACAUAGCACUUUAUGUAUGUGAUGUAAAUUUGCACAUUGAAAGGUUUAGUGGAAUGUGUGUUAAAUUUUGAGUCUACUAAAAGCACUCAAACACUGAAAAUCAUUGAAUUGUUAGUUUAAAAAAACAGAUGAUUAAUUUUUUAACAAAUCAAACUGUAACAGUUUUUUGUAUGUCUCUGUAGCUUUAAUAAUAUGAAUGUGUCCA